GUCCUCCUCCUCGCGGGGCUCGGCCGGCUGCCCUCCGUCCCUCCUGCCUCGCCAGCGACGGUGGGCUCUGCUGCUCCGGCUUGCUGCUCUUUCCGAGCGACCGGCGGCGGCCAGCAUGGAGCGGGCCGCGCUCUUCGGAAACGGCCGCGAGUCGCAGAUGGCUGCGGGGGACGUGGGCGAACUCUUGGUCCCUUACAUGCCCACCAUCCGGGUGCCCAAGACCGGCGACCGCGUCUACAAGACCGAGUGUGCCUUCUCCUACGAUUCGCCCGCUUCCGAAGGAGGACUGUAUGUGUGCAUGAACACUUUCCUGGGAUUUGGAAGAGAACACGUGGAAAGGCAUUAUCGGAAGACAGGCCAGUGCGUGUACAUGCAUUUGAAACGGCACGUAAAAGAGAAGGUAACAGGGGCAUCUGGUGGAGCUUUACCAAAAAGGAGAAACACCAAGCUAUUUUUAGAUCUAGAAUCCAAUGGUGAUUUAAACAAUGAUGAAUAUGAAUAUGAGGAUGAAGCUAAACUUGUCAUAUUUCCAGACCACUAUGAAAUUCCUUUGCCUAACAUAGAAGAGUUACCAGCUCUGGUUACAAUAGCUUGCGAUGCAGUCCUCAGUUCAAAAUCUCCUUAUAGAAAGCAAGACCCAGAUUCAUGGGAAGAGGAGCUGCAAGUCUCCAAACAUGCCAACACUCUUGUACAGAUGGACAAUGGAGUUAGGAUUCCGCCAAGUGGCUGGAAAUGUGCAAAAUGCGACCUACGGGAAAAUCUUUGGCUGAAUCUUACAGAUGGGUCAAUAUUGUGUGGAAAGUGGUUCUUUUAUGGCAAUGGAGGAAAUGGACAUGCACUGGAGCACUACAAAGAGAUGGGUUAUCCCUUAGCAGUGAAGCUUGGAACAAUUACUCCUGAUGGUGCAGAUGUCUAUUCCUUUGAUGAAGAGGAGGCGGUUUUGGACCCACACAUAGCCAAACAUUUAGCACAUUUUGGAAUUGAUAUGCUCCAAAUGCAUGUUACAGAGAAUGGCCUUAGAGAUAAUGAUAUCAAACCCAGAAUCUCUGAAUGGGAAGUGAUCCAGGAAUCUGGCGUGAAGCUAAAGCCAAUGUAUGGUCCAGGAUACACUGGCAUGAAAAACUUGGGCAACAGCUGCUACGUCAACACCGUCAUGCAGGCCAUUUUCAGCAUCCCUGAAUUUCAGCGAGCGUAUGUGGGAAGCCUUCCAAGAAUAUUUGACUACUCCCCUCUGGACCCAACACAAGAUUUCAAUACGCAAAUGGCUAAAUUGGGACAUGGUCUCCUUUCAGGCCAAUAUUCUAAACCGCCAACGAAAUCUGAGCUCAUUGAACAGGUGAUGAAAGAAGAACACAAGCCUCAGCACAACGGCAUUUCUCCUCGCAUGUUCAAAGCUUUUGUAAGCAAAGGGCACCCCGAAUUCUCCUCAAAUCGGCAGCAAGAUGCACAGGAAUUCUUCCUGCACCUUAUAAAUCUAAUAGAGAGGAACCGCAUUGGUUCAGAAAACCCCAGCGAUGUGUUUCGGUUCUUGGUGGAAGAACGUACACAGUGUUGUCAGUCCAGGAAAGUCCGAUACACUGAGAGGGUGGACUAUCUCAUGCAGUUGCCUGUGGCGAUGGAAGCUGCAACAAACAAAGAUGAAUUGAUCGCUUAUGAACUGAAGAGGAGAGAAGCAGAAGCUGCAAGGAGGCCUCCACCAGAGCUUGUACGCGCUAGGAUCCCUUUUAGUGCCUGUCUACAGGCAUUUACUGAACCAGAGAAUGUGCAAGACUUCUGGAGCAGUGCCCUUCAGGCCAAGUCUGCUGGAGUUAAAACCUCUCGCUUCGCUUCAUUUCCUGAGUACCUGGUAGUACAGAUAAAGAAGUUCACUUUUGGCCUGGACUGGAUACCUAAAAAGCUUGAUGUUUCUAUAGACAUGCCAGAUCUUCUAGACAUCAGUUACCUCCGUGCUACAGGCCUUCAACCAGGAGAGGAGGAACUUCCAGACAUCUCUCCGCCCAUUGUCAUUCCUGAUGACCCCAAAGGUGGCAUGAUGAACCAUUUCAUGGAGCCUCCAGAUAUUGAUGAAUCCUCAGUGAUGCAGCUAGCCGAGAUGGGUUUUCCACUAGAAGCGUGUCGGAAGGCUGUCUACUAUACUGGCAACAUGGGUCCUGAGGUGGCUUUCAACUGGAUCAUUGCUCACAUGGAAGAACCAGAUUUUGCGGAGCCUUUAGCCAUCCCUGGUUAUGGAGGAGAGGCUUUUCCUGGGGCAGGUGGACCAGGAGUUGCUGGUUUGGAUAACCAGCCUCCAGAAGAGAUGGUUGCCAUCAUUGCCUCUAUGGGCUUCCAGCGGAAUGUAGCUCUCCAGGCACUACGGGCAACAAAUAAUAACCUGGAACAUGCAUUAGACUGGAUCAUCAGUCACCCAGAGCCAGAGGAGGAGAUUGAAACAGUGUCUGAAACAAUGAACACAGAGAACCAUGUGAACGCCAAUAUCCUUGCAGAAUCUGAUCCAGAAGGACCCAGGAUCAAAGAUGGCUCUGGGCGAUAUGAACUCUUUGGGUUUGUCAGUCACAUGGGAACAUCUACAAUGAGCGGCCAUUAUGUUUGUCAUCUCAAAAAGGAGGGAAGGUGGGUGAUCUACAAUGACCUCAAAGUCUGUGCCUCUGAGCGACCGCCCAGAGAGCUAGGGUAUAUUUACUUUUACCGCAGGAUACCGAGUUAGGCCUUAGUAACCUCCCUUGGCCUUCAAAAGCCAUAAGCCUUUUUAUUCUGCCAAAGAGAAAAAAAGUUUCAAACAAGCAAAGCCUUUGGACUACCAAAAAAAAAAAGGAAAAAGGAAAACAUUUAGGUACUAUUUAUAGCUUAAAAUCAGGAUCAGUCAUUUGAUGCCUUCUUACACCUUAGUGAAGAAAUUUCUGUUGGGUCACAGUGCAUUGUAGGAUUUUAAAAUUUGUAUACAUUUUGUGGAGACCUUAAGACUGUUCUGAUCACUAGUGGAGUGUGCAACAAGCACCCAGAAACACAAGGCUGGUCUCAGACUUUCAGAAA
Molecule: messenger RNA, 3030 nt
Organism: Rhineura floridana
Lineage: Eukaryota; Metazoa; Chordata; Lepidosauria; Squamata; Rhineuridae
Gene: USP13
Product: ubiquitin specific peptidase 13
Exons: 21
Coding region: 116-2704 (862 amino acids)
Biological process (GO): protein deubiquitination
Molecular function (GO): zinc ion binding; protein binding; cysteine-type deubiquitinase activity
Source: RefSeq, a predicted model, not a curated record